AUGUCCCAUAGCACCCUCAGUGACUUUGAGAUCCUCGGACAAAUUGGCAAGGGAUCAUAUGGAGUGGUAUACAAAUGCAAGAGAAAGCUCGAUAGCAGGGUUUAUGUCCUUAAGGAAAUACGUCUGGCUGGAGCCACGAAGAAGGAGAUAGAGUCCGCAGUCAGCGAAUGCCACAUUUUGGCCCGCAUUGACAGUGACUACGUAGUCCGCUACUUUGACUCCUUCGUCGAGUCCGAGACAGAGACCCUCUGGAUGGUCAUGGAGUACUGUGGAAGCGGAACCCUUCGAAAUCUGAUCACCAGCACCAAGACACGCUUUACGGAAGAAGAAUGCUGGUACUAUAUUUGUCAAAUACUUCUUGGAGUGGCCUCUAUCCAUGCUCUGAAGAUCAUUCACCGCGAUAUUAAGUCCUUAAACAUCUUUCUUGCAGAGAACAGCGAGCCCAUGAAGGACAAACCCUACACAAAAUAUCUGGUAAAGUUGGGGGAUAUGGGCGUAUCUAAGGAGCUUCAGGAGACGCAAGGACUCGCCCAAACCUUAGUUGGCUCUCCGUACUAUCUUAGCCCGGAGAUCUGUCGAAGUGAGAAAUAUAACCAAAAGAGUGAUAUCUGGGCAUUAGGUGUUACUUUCUAUGAGUUGAUGAACAUGGGGAAGCACCCAUUUCUGGCAAAGAACCAGGCCUCGUUAAUCGUCAAGAUUCUAAAGGGGAAGUAUGAAGACCUGCCGGACGACUGCUAUAGCCAAGCACUAAGAGACCUGGUCUACUGGUGUCUACGCAUGAACGCCACAGGAAGGCCUGAUGUUUUUACGCUUUUAGCUCUCCCGAUUGUUAAAGACAAGUUGAAGUUCUUCAAUCUUAAAACCCCCAAGGACAUCGAGUUAUCCAUACAAAAGGCCGAAGAGAGCUUUACCAAGGCUGUCCAGAAGAAGGCAGCGAGCCGCGGAAAGCUGACCUCUAGCGGCAGUGCCACAAACAUAUCAUCUAAGGUGCCGGAUGCUCAGGUGACAACGGAUAUAGUUGAUGUUACAGAUGCAUCUGCAAAGUCCAGCAUCCGCGGACGCGGGAGUGCACAAGCCUCGGUGAAGAUGAACUCUGACUCAGAGGUCAAGCCCCAGUGCAAGAAGCCCAAGGCUCGCUCCGAGAACACACCCGCUCCCCAAGCACACAGCAUCUCCUCUCGUGCCCAAGAACCUGUCUAUAUGGAGGACUUCGACAACGACGGGGAGAAUAACGAGAUGGUCGAGUCUUCAUCUACGCGACCAGAAACGGCUAUCUGCCAGCAAGAGCUUGAGCAGCUCCUUGCUCAGGAUGCCCUCCUUUCCACUGAGCAAAUAGAGGUAUACAACCGCAUCAACUCUUACGGUUUGGAAAAUGCUGUCCGCGACGAGCUCGUACGUUUCUAUAGCUCUGAUAAAGCGAACUCUGAGACAGAAAUAUCCAAGUUCGUUUUUGGCCGAAUUGGUUAUGAUAAGGUAGAACUUACCACUCACUUGAGAGCACACGCAGACAUACUGAAGAAAAGAAAAGAUAUAAAUGCGAAGAUUGUUGAUCUGCUCGGGAGUGUGUCAUAG
Molecule: messenger RNA, 1572 nt
Organism: Giardia duodenalis
Lineage: Eukaryota; Fornicata; Diplomonadida; Hexamitidae
Product: Kinase, NEK
Exons: 1
Coding region: 1-1572 (523 amino acids)
Biological process (GO): protein phosphorylation
Molecular function (GO): ATP binding; protein kinase activity
Source: RefSeq, a predicted model, not a curated record